Messenger RNA from Archocentrus centrarchus (flier cichlid), 2711 nucleotides. RefSeq names its product DEAD (Asp-Glu-Ala-Asp) box polypeptide 20 (gene ddx20). Gene Ontology annotation, molecular function: nucleic acid binding; ATP binding; RNA helicase activity. Lineage: Eukaryota; Metazoa; Chordata; Actinopteri; Cichliformes; Cichlidae. The record is from RefSeq and is a predicted model, not a curated record. Bases 1 to 2397 code for a protein of 798 amino acids. The transcript has 11 exons.
AUGGCUACCUCCGCGAGGAAAGCAGCCCAUGACAUCGAAACGCGAAAGCGGACCGACGACGUGCUUCUGUCGGAGGGGAUCGACUUUGGCUCACUGCUGCUGUCUCAGCCCGUGCUGGCCGGACUGUCCGCCGCAGGAUUUCAGAAGCCGUCCCCGAUCCAGCUCAAGGCGAUCCCGCUGGGCCGCUGUGGACUCGAUUUGAUUGUACAGGCCAAGUCCGGCACAGGAAAGACAUGCGUGUUCUGCACUAUCGCCCUAGACUCUUUGGUCCUGGAGAAUCCUUCAACCCAGGUUCUUGUGCUGGCUCCUACACGUGAGAUAGCAGUGCAGAUCCACUCAGUGGUGAUGGCCAUAGGCUGUGCCAUGGAGGGCCUGGAGUGCCAUGUUUUCAUUGGCGGCAGGCCUGUGAGUCAAGACAAACCCCACCUGAAGAAGUGUCAUAUAGCCGUGGGCUCACCUGGUCGCAUCAAGCAGCUUAUCGAGUUGGGCAUGUUGUCAACAGCCAGCGUCAGACUGUUUGUUCUGGAUGAGGCAGACAAGCUGCUGGAGGAGGGCAGCUUCCAGGAGCAGAUAAACUGGAUCUUCUCCUCUCUGCCUGUGAACAAACAAAUGCUCGCGCUAUCUGCCACCUACCCAGAAUCCCUUGCUCAGCACCUUACGCGCUACAUGAGAGAGCCCACCUUUGUAAGACUAAAUCCAAGUGACAUGGGCCUGAAAGGUCUGAAGCAGUAUUACAGGCUGGUUCAGUCCCACCCUUUACCUCACAGGGUUUUCGAGGAGAAGGUGCAGCACUUACUAGAGCUGUUCAGUAAAAUCCCCUUCAACCAAGCCCUGGUGUUUUCCAACUUGCACACACGGGCUCAGCACCUGGCAGACAUCCUGUCCUCCAAAGGCCUGCCUGCUGUUUGCAUCUCUGGUGGUCUGAGUCAGGACCAGAGACUGGAGGCAAUGUCAAAACUGAAGCAGUACCAGUGCAGAGUGCUCAUCUCCACUGACCUGACAUCAAGAGGUAUAGAUGCAGAGAAGGUCAACUUGGUGAUAAACCUGGAUGUGCCGCAGGAUUGGGAAACUUACAUGCACAGAAUUGGACGAGCUGGGCGUUUCGGCACCCAGGGACUGGCUGUGACCUACUGUUGCCAUGGUGAAGAGGAGAACAAGAUGAUGGCCAUCGCUCAGAAGUGUGGCCUCAGUUUGGCCGCGCUGCCGUCUACAAUAGAGGCUGGGCUGAUGGAUGAGCCAUGCGACUGGGAUGUCUGCACUGAAGCGUCCUCUCCAGGCUCGGUAUCCCGGUUCUUUUCUAGAGCAGAGAAGAAGAGACGAACAAAGACUGACGUCUCUGCGUCUGAUUCCAUCGCGGAUCGAGCUGUAGAGCCCAGCAGUCAAAGAAAACCAGAGAAGAACUAUCCAAGACUCAGGCAAGAGGCACACAGUGAAGAAAAUGCUAGAAAGAUAUCUUCCACAGAGGACUCUGUGCCGCAGAGUCCUCAAGCAACGCAGACUCGGAAAGAGCUGCAAGACAGUCUGCCAAAGAUCCUUCCUCUCAGGUCGUUUAAGAAUUGCAGGUCAAGGUUUGUGACCUUUGAGGACGCCGAGCGGGACUUCCGGGACUUCAUCACUACCGGGCCGGGGAGAUCGGUGGAGAUCGUCAGAGAGUUCAGAGGCAGAGAGGAUGGUGAACCUAAUGAUCAGAAUGGGUAUAAGGAGUAUGUUACACUUAAUGAUGAUGGAGCUGAAAUAUGUACACAAAAUGUUGAAUGGUUGAAAUCGAAGUUUUCACCUCCAAGGCCAAUUUCUGGUUCUUCUAGCUCUGAAUCUGAUAUGGAGGAUGAUGUGACGCUGGGAAGUUCAAAUGAGACUACAGGAGCUGAAAACAGAGCUAUCACUAAGCCUCAGAUAGCAACUACACAUCCGCCUACUCCGCCCACACAGAAGGCAAGCCCCACUAGAUCUAAAGCUUGUAUUCCUUCUGCACCCCGAAAGUGUGACCAGACACUGUGUGCAACAAGUGGGAGAGCUACGCCUCCCCCUGAGAGCAAUGAAUCUGCACCGAGCAUUAAAUCAAGCAGGCAAACCAAUCAGACAGCUCUGGCACAAGCUCGCCGAGAAGAAUCGAAAAAAAUGAAAAAAGAGAUUUGGAAACAGAGCAAAAAGCUCUCAGAAGAGAUGAAAAGGGAAACAAAGAGGGAAAAGAAAGAGGAAGAAGAUUGCACUGACAAAGAGGACGAGUGGUGUGCUGAAUCUUACUGGAGAGCCUGCUACAGAUCCUGGAAUGAUUACUACGCCUCUGUGUCCCCUUUUCAAGAACAAGGUUACCAAAGCUACUAUAGUGCAGCAUACAACUGGAUGGCAGCGUAUCGAAUGAAUGCUGUCUACAUGGAAGAAUUGAUGAAACACUGAAUUGUGGAUACUGUGAAUAGGCCUUCCCAAUCAUUCUGUUUUCUAGCAAUAGCGUGUCUUCAGUGAGCCAGAGUCCUUGUUUAAGUGAAUUCUGAAUAAAAUUCAUUAGAGCAGCAGAACUUGAAUGGUUCAUGUUUGCACUUUGGCUAGUAUACGUUGCACUAAGAUUUUUUUUUUCUCAAUGUAUUCAUACCAUAUUUGAUGUCAAAUAAUUUUCUAAUAAAUUACCAGCACAAAGCAUGUAUUUCAAAGCCAGACUAUUUUGUUUUCUAAUUGAGUUGUAAUGUAAAAAAAUCGAGUCCAAUAAAAAUAUU